CGGGCCUUCUGUAUUGGCGGGGCACUCCAUAACUUGGUCGGUUAGAUAGGAGGCCGGUGCUGCCGCGGCGGGUGCGCCCUGGUCGGAGGUACAGAUGAUCGGCAUCAGAUGACAUUGCGGGGCACCCCGGACCGCCGUCCUCGUCCAGCGACAGGAGUUGGCUCGCGCCAUAUGAAUAUGAACCUUCUGCGACAUAUCCUCAGAUAUUCCCCUCGCACCUUUUCACUCCGCCGCCACUAUUCCGCCAUGUCUUCGCUCAAGCAAGGAGAGUUUGUCGGAUCGCUCGACUGCGGUACCACGUCGACGCGCUUCUUGAUCUUCAACCAGUACGCGGACAUCGUCGCGCAGCACCAGAUCGAGUACCCGCAGUAUUACCCCGAGCCUGGCUGGCAUGAGCAGGAUGCGGACGAGAUCAUGGAGAGCUGCGACACCUGCAUUACCGAGGCCUGCAAGGCCCUGGAGGCUUCCGGCUGGGCGAAGGAGAGCGUGAAGGUCAUCGGCAUCACAAACCAGCGCGAAACCGCGGUCGCAUGGAGUCGCAAGACCGGCAAGCCGCUCUGUCGUGCGAUCGUGUGGACCGACUCUCGGACGAAGAACACUGUCGCCCACUUUGCGAACAAGCUGAGCUAUGUUGGCCUCGAGGUCAAGCCCGGUCUCCGCAAGAAGGGCAAGGAGGGCGAGAAGGCACUCAAGGAGCUCACUGGUCUUCAGCUUUCCACGUACUUCUCUGCCAUCAAACUGCGCUGGAUGAUCGACCACUAUGAGCAUGUCAGGAAGGCUCACGAAGAGGAUGACCUCCUGUUCGGCACGGUCGAGUCCUGGAUCGUCUACCGCCUGACCGGUGGUCUCCACGUCACCGAAGUCACGAACGCGUCCCGCACCCUCCUGAUGAACCUGCGCACGCUUGAGUGGGAGCCGAUCAUGCUCGACUUCUUGGAGAUCAAGCCCUCAGUCCUCCCGAAGAUCGCGUCGUCUUCCGAGGUGUACGGCGAGAUCUCGUACGGUGCCUUGAAGGGCGUGAAGAUUGGCGGUCUCGUCGGCGACCAGCAGGGCGCACUUGUCGGUAACAAGUGCUUGAAGCAGGGUGAGGCGAAGUGCACAUACGGCACUGGUGCAUUCCUCCUGUUCUGCACGGGCGAAGACAUCGUCUCGAGUGCCCAUGGUCUCUUGAGCACUGUUGCGUACCAAGACGGUAAGAACGGCAAGCCGGUGUACGCGUUGGAGGGUUCCAUCGCUGUCGCUGGAAGUGCCAUCAAAUGGCUCCGUGACUCCAUGGGGUUGAUCAAGUCAGCGGCCGAUAUCAACACCCUCGCAGACUCGGUCAAGCGCACCGGUGGCGUGUACUUCGUCCCUGCCUUCUCCGGUCUGCUCGCACCCUACUGGGACCCCGGAGCAGGCGGGCUUCUCAUCGGUCUGUCUGCGUACACUACCCCGGGGCACAUCUGCCGGGCGACGCUGGAGGCGAACGCGUUCCAGACGCGCGAGAUCCUGGAGAGCAUGAAGCUCGACUCGAAGACGGACCUGAAGCACCUCAUGGUCGACGGCGGCAUGACGAACGGCGACACGGCGAUGCAGGUGCUCGCCGACAUCGGCGGCUUCACCGUCGUCCGGCCCGAGAUGAGAGAAUCGACGGCGCUCGGAUCCGCGCUUUUGGCGGGCUCUGCGAUCCGCUUCUGCGGGUGGGACAUCAGCAAGCCGGAGACCCUGUCCGAGGUCAACACGAAGGGCACCCGGGAGUUCAAUUCGGUAGUGGAUGAGACGUUCCGGGAGAAGAAGUGGUUGGGCUGGAAGCGCGCCGUGGAGCGGUCUCUCCGAUGGGAGGAGGGCGUCGAUGAGUAAAGAAGACUGUUAUCCCCUACCACGCGAUACCACACAAGCAGUAGUAAAUCUGUAUCAUAGCGUCCAUGUAUAGCGUCCAGUAUGUAUAAUGUAUCCUUAUUUCGGGCGUA
Molecule: messenger RNA, 1949 nt
Organism: Rhodofomes roseus
Lineage: Eukaryota; Fungi; Basidiomycota; Agaricomycetes; Polyporales; Fomitopsidaceae
Product: glycerol kinase
Exons: 11
Biological process (GO): glycerol-3-phosphate biosynthetic process; triglyceride metabolic process; glycerol metabolic process
Cellular component (GO): mitochondrion
Molecular function (GO): glycerol kinase activity
Source: RefSeq, a predicted model, not a curated record